This is a messenger RNA of Onthophagus taurus, 2420 nucleotides long. RefSeq names its product homeobox protein Dbx (gene Dbx). The record is from RefSeq and is a predicted model, not a curated record. Gene Ontology annotation, molecular function: DNA binding; DNA-binding transcription factor activity, RNA polymerase II-specific. Gene Ontology annotation, biological process: regulation of transcription by RNA polymerase II. NCBI's taxonomy places the organism in Eukaryota, Metazoa, Arthropoda, Insecta, Coleoptera, Scarabaeidae.
GAUAAUAAAUCGAUAAUUAAAUUAAUUAAUUGUAGGGAAUUUUAAUUUUUCGCGUGUGGUGACCAUGUGACAGUUAUAAUUUGACAUAAAUUUUAAGUUUCUUCGCAAAAUUGAGGUAAAUAACGAAUUUUAACGAUUUUUAUUGAAUUCACUUUGUUAAAAGUAAAAGCAGAUCGAUUCUUAACAAGCGUAUCAUCGGCUAGCGUAAUGAUCGAUGAUACAUUUACGAAACGAUGACUGACUGUUAUUUUUUGUCUUCUCGCCCCGCUUAUGGAUUUGGGGGCCCUUUGUCGUAGCCGCACACGGGGGUAUUGUGCAAUUGAAAGGAACCGAUGACAAAUCACGUUUUAUUUCUCCGAUUUUAGUGAUUGAUGAUGCAAAAAAAAAAUUGUUAAAAAUGAAGAAACGAAGAUUUUUUGCCGACUUAAAGGUGUGUGUUUGGAAAUUUCUUUUAUUUCACGCCCCAAUUGAACGAAAUACAUCCGACGAUGAUGAUUUUCCAAACCAUUAACUUUGCCCCUUUUCUCUGGGGGGGUUUAAAAGGUGAACGAGAAGCUCUCCGUUUGCCCCACAGAGAAAAGGAAAAAAGCGGAACAGUGAAAAUAAAAAGCAAAACAAAGUCCGCCGUUUCGCGCCAAACACAAUGAAAUAGUCCCGGAUUUAUAAGAAGCACCUCCCCCAGGAAGGACGAAGCCCCACCCCGAAACACACCGAAUUCCCAUCCCCUUCAACGUCCUUCCGAUUUCUCCCCCCCCUCAAAGGGGUUGGAAAUUCAAAAGCCCUGCUCUCAGUCCACCACCUAACAACUUUGUGAAUAGUACUAUUCCCUUAAAAUUAUUAAAAAGAUUAUUCAAAAAAAAAUGUUUCACAACGCCCUUCAUUUCUUAAACACAUCCGAGAAAAUGUUGAAAAGUUUAAAUAAUAACGCGUCGCCGUUCUCGAUGGAAAGCUUAUUAUCAUCCCGCGAGAAAUUAUCGCCGCAAACUUCAGAGUUAUCCUCGGAAGACGCCGAAAUUUCCCCAAAUUCGAAUACGUUCUUAAAAUAUUCGGGCUCGACCGGAAUCGGAAUCGACUCGGACGCCUCGAUGAAAUUAAACGUUGAAGAUGAAAACGAAAGACUUUCGCCGUCGCCCCAACAACAAAUUAACGACAAAUCCGAUCGCGAUCAGAUGUUGGCUCGAUUCCGGAUUUGUUCUGGUUGUGGUCGUUUCGAUUGCGGUAGUUUUCAAUGUUGUCGGAUGGUGGAAAAAGAUACGAAACCGGUGCUCAAGUUUAGUGUCAGUGCGAUUUUGGGUACUGAUCAACAGAAUAAACACGUUCAAAACGAAUCUUUAAUACACGUAACUCCGCCAAGUUUACUGGGUUUGGGCUCAUAUUUGAGUAGUCAUGCACCGCCAGGAGGUGGAGGAAUUGCCAAACCGGUGCCAAGCAGACCACCGCAUUUCAAUCCUCACAUUUUAUUGGCUCAUUGUCGCCCUCAGCCUUACCUUACAGUGUCAACUCCGGUUUCCGGGACUCAAUCGGCGGUGUUUCCGUUACCGGGAACGUUCCCUUGGGCGCAUAGCGGCCGGGGAAAGCCAAGAAGGGGGAUGAUGAGGAGGGCGGUUUUUAGCGAUUUGCAAAGGAAAGGUUUGGAGAGGCGGUUUCAGAUACAGAAGUAUAUCAGUAAACCGGAUAGGAAGAAAUUAGCGGAGAAAUUAGGGUUGAAGGAUAGUCAGGUUAAAAUUUGGUUUCAAAAUCGUCGAAUGAAAUGGAGAAACUCAAAAGAACGCGAACUUUUAGCCGCUGGCGGUUCUAGAGAGCAAACUUUACCGAAUAAAAACAAUCCGCACCCGGAUUUAAGCGACGCGGACGGUGAUAAACCUAAAUUAGAUUUAAGCGACGUUCCUGAUAUUUCUCCUGCGAGUUCUCCUGCGGAUCAACAACAACAAAGAGGAGGAGGAGGGGGGGUUGUUUCUUCGUUGGAGGGGACGCAAAAUUAUCAACUUUUCGAUUCGAUGGAUUAUGACAGUUCGAAUGACAGCGAAGAAGAGAUAAACGUCACAUGAUCUGUCGAUGGUGUAAAUUGCGCUAUGUAUAUAGAUUAAUUUUAAUAAGGGACUCACACAGCGGAUAUUGCUAUCCUCUAUUUCGAAUAAUGUGAUGUAUAUUUAAUGAGAUUAAGAUAAGGAUUAAUAAGGAAGUAAAGUUAAACGAGAAAAUUAACAAAAAAAGAAAAUUAAUAAGAAGAAGUUACCCGAAAAUAACUGAGAUGACGAUUUUUAGUGGAAAUAUUAUGUAAUAUAUUUAAGUAAGUAAAAAUUAUCAGUUUCCUUUUCUCUCUGUCUAACAUAAGUUAAAAAAAGUUGAAUAAAAAGUGGGACAUUACGUCAUAAUAUAAUAAAAAUUAAUUAUUAUUAUUAUUACGAACCUCUUUAGUC